Messenger RNA from Lotus japonicus, 1240 nucleotides. Its product is annotated as omega-amidase, chloroplastic. Gene Ontology annotation, cellular component: mitochondrion. The coding region runs from base 32 to 1102 and encodes 356 amino acids. Lineage: Eukaryota; Viridiplantae; Streptophyta; Magnoliopsida; Fabales; Fabaceae. Gene Ontology annotation, molecular function: omega-amidase activity. The transcript has 10 exons. Gene Ontology annotation, biological process: L-glutamine metabolic process; oxaloacetate metabolic process. The record is from RefSeq and is a predicted model, not a curated record.
GCAAAAGGGGUUCAGAUGACACUCAUUGAAAAUGAAAGCAUCCGCACUAUCGUCACUGCAGCAGCUCACCUUCAAAUCCCUCAAUCUCCACCGCACUCUCACUCGCACCUCUAAUCUCCCCUUUCUCUCCACCACCAACCGCCGAAUCCACUCUUCCUCCUCCCCUCCUCCGAUCAUGUCCGCCGCCGCCGCAACAUCAGAACGCGCCCGUGCACCACCCGCCAUUCCAAUCCCCUCUCCUCCUCUCACCAAGUUCAAGAUCGCCCUCUGUCAACUCUCCGUCUCCGCCGAUAAGGACCGCAACAUCGCCCACGCUCGCUCCGCCAUUCACCACGCCGCCGCAAACGGCGCCAAGCUCGUCGUUCUACCCGAAAUUUGGAACAGUCCUUAUUCCAAUGACAGUUUCCCAAUCUACGCUGAGGAUAUUGAUGCCGGUCACGAUGCUUCUCCUUCAACUGCCAUGCUCUCUGAACUCUCCCGUCUCUUGAAGGUCACCAUCGUUGGUGGUUCUAUCCCUGAACGCUCUGGAGAUCGCUUGUACAACACUUGCUGUGUGUUUGGAACUGAUGGAAACCUAAAAGCCAAGCACCGCAAGAUACAUCUUUUUGACAUUGAUAUCCCUGGGAAGAUUACUUUUAUUGAAUCCAAAACUCUUAGUGCUGGGGAGACUCCAACUAUUGUGGACACAGAGGUUGGGCGCAUUGGCAUAGGGAUCUGUUAUGACAUUCGAUUUCCAGAACUAGCAAUGAUAUAUGCAGCACGAGGUGCUCACUUGCUUUUGUAUCCUGGGGCAUUUAACAUGACAACUGGACCAUUGCAUUGGGAGUUAUUGCAGAGGGCAAGGGCUAUGGAUAACCAGAUAUAUGUGGCAACAUGUUCACCCGCUCGGGAUACUGAAUCUGGUUAUGUAGCUUGGGGUCACUCAACUCUUGUUGGACCAUUUGGAGAAGUUAUGGCUACUACAGAACAUGAGGAAGCAACCAUCAUAGCUGAAAUUGAUUAUUCAAUAUUGGAGCAGAGAAGGACAAGUGUCCCAGUGACAAAGCAAAGAAGAGGUGAUCUUUAUCAAUUGGUGGAUCUUCAGAGGCUGAAUUCCUCCUAGAGGGAGCAGGACUUAUUAUAUUUGAGACACCUUCAGUACCUUGUGUGCAGCAUGGAUGUUGGAUGUUGUAUUAUAACUGAUAUAGACCCAAACCCUGAAGGGAAGAAAGAAAUAAAUGAAUGCGUAUUCUCUUGGAUA